This is a messenger RNA of Cinara cedri, 1284 nucleotides long. The record is from the annotation of a GenBank genome assembly. NCBI's taxonomy places the organism in Eukaryota, Metazoa, Arthropoda, Insecta, Hemiptera, Aphididae.
AUGAUGUUCCCGCAGUGCGUGAUAUGCGUCAACUCGAAGGCGACGAUGCAGACUUGGCCGUGCGGCCACCAGGUUGUGUGCCGCAAGUGUCUGGUGCGCACCAUCCAGAUGGCCGUGUCCCGGCGGUCUUUGCCGUUGCGGUGUGUCGUGUGCCGGGCGCGGGUGUUGCGGCUUAAGAGAUCGUCGGAGGUGUCUGGCAGUGGCGGCGGCGGCGGUCAUAACGCCGCGGCCGGCUCCGCGACCGAGUCGAAGACGGGCGCCGCGAGCCGAUCGCACAGCCUGCCGAUCAAACUGCGGCGACGGCACGCAGCCGGCACCGUAGCCGUUCGGUCCCGGUCGAUGGGCACCGGCAAACCGGGCCGUCUGCGGCGGUCGGCGGUCGGCGGUGGCGUAAACGUAAGCGGACUACGGCGGCGCGAUUACGACGGUGCAGCCGCCGGUUGGGCGGAUCCGUUCGCCACCGAUGUAGACGACGACGUGGACGCCGACGUGGACGACGAUGACGAUGACGACGACCAAGACAGCGACGAUGACGACGAAGACGACGCGGACGACCGACACCGCCAAUCGACGACCAUCAAAUACAGGUUGGCCUGCGAUUGUUUACAAACUAUUUCAUUUAUUUAUUUUCGUGGAUAUCUAAAAGAGGAGCUUUAGUCAAAUUCAUAAAAACGGAAAAAAAAUUACGAAAAUUAUGGACCAAACUACAUAAACGAACUGAUUGUUCGUAUCUUAAAAAGAUAAACUCGAAAAAUUGACUUAAGCCCUUCGGCCCAGAAACCAACGAUAUAAUAAUCGAUGGUAAUAUUUAUAAUAACAAACAUGUUUACGAAUCGCAGUUAAUAUAAUUUCGAAUUAUGUUUUUAUCGUUAAUAAUAAUUAAUCUUGUAUACCACACUACCAUUAUUUAAGGGGUACGGUAUAGGCAGUUUUAACGACACUCAGACAAAAAUCGCGUAUUUUGUCGAUUCGAAAAUAUUUAAAUUAACACUUUCGCGUAAAUGUAAAAAUGUAAGAGAUAAUAAAUUAUCCUUGAAUAUACAUAUUUUAAAAUUCAUCUUUACACAAUACUAUUUAUUAAUACUAAAUUUGUGUUAUUUGUUUCUGUUUUCUAUACGCGCACAGCAAACUGGACUCGGCCGACCGGAGACACGACAAUCAAUCGAAAAACGGUCUGCGGAGGGUACUGAACAAAUUCAAAUUCUGGCGGUUUUUACGUUUCAAAAACAACAAGCCAUAGUUUAUCAAAUACGGACAUGUAGAGAACGUCAUUGUUUCGACUAA